Messenger RNA from Arctia plantaginis, 1287 nucleotides. Lineage: Eukaryota; Metazoa; Arthropoda; Insecta; Lepidoptera; Erebidae. The record is from the annotation of a GenBank genome assembly.
AUGUCCGCAUGGCAAGUAAGGUCAAUGUCUUUGAAAGGUCCAGCUUUGACAACGUACCACCCUUGUGGUUUAGGAUUAUUGCAUUUCGACAAGUUACUUGAUAACACCUGGAAAGGAGUAUUACACUUCGGUUUAUAUACAAAUCUCAUUGAAGCAGAUAUUGUGAUAAAUUUUCAGAAAGAGAGUACCAUAACUGGGGACUUUAUGUCGACUAACGUUGAAGCCCAACGGACAAACAAAUAUAGUUUUAUAGUACAUGCAGUUCUGCCGCUUCCAAAUAAAUUCACAUUUUAUAUUUCAACCGAUCAAAUAGCAGUGAACGAGACUGAUGUACCCACUGUCACAUACUUAAGUUUCAAUAACAUCACUCUUUGCAAUGAUCAGAUAAAGGCAUCACAAACAGUGAAAUCACUUAAUGUCACGGAAAGGUUUUCAUCAAAUUAUGCCCACGUUUGUGGCAGAAGAGCUCUUGACCACGAGGAGGUGGUAUCCGUCCGAACAGAAGCAAAGGCUGGUGACUGGCCAUGGCAUGUGGCUAUAUUCAUCAGGAAUAAUAAUAAUGGACUAAACUAUUUUUGUGGUGGAAACAUUGUGUCCAGAACUGCCAUAGUAACAGCUGGUCACUGUGUCUUCAAGGCAGGUGCUUUAGUAGCAGCAAACAGAAUUCUCGUAGUAGCUGGUACAAGCACCCACAAGGAUAUUAGCCAUAUUGGCAGACAGGCACUAAACGCUGUAGAGGUUAUUUUACAUCCCGCAUACCACGAUGAUUAUUCCACAGCAGACUUGGCUAUCAUAAGAGUACAUAGCUUCAAGUUCACCGAAUAUGUUCAGCCCAUUUGUCUUUGGGGGCCCGUCUACGAUAAAUAUAGUUUGUUUGGCAAGGAAGCCACGGUCGUUGGAUUCGGUUCAACUGAGUACAACAAGCAAUCCGAAACAUUAAGAUCCACUUACACAAUGGUGCAGAAUGAUACCAUUUGCGUUACUUUCUCUCCGACCAUCUACGCUAGAUUGCUCAAUGAAUUUACAUUCUGCGCUGGAUAUGGACCUGCAUCUACUAUUAAUCCACGUAAUGGAGACAGCGGCGGAGGUCUCGUGAUUCCUACAAUUCAGAAUGAUCAUAAAGUCAGCUGGUUUUUGCGCGGCAUUCUUUCUAAAUGCGGCGUCUCACCGGGCCACCAGGAAUGUGAUCCGAAAUACUAUGUAGUUUACACCGACGUUGCUCCACACUACGGCUGGAUCUAUCACCAUGCAGGCUUACAAUUUAGGAGUAACGUGCUUGUCUCUUGA